This is a messenger RNA of Zingiber officinale, 480 nucleotides long. Its product is annotated as mitochondrial import receptor subunit TOM7-1-like. Gene Ontology annotation, biological process: protein import into mitochondrial matrix. Bases 63 to 296 code for a protein of 77 amino acids. NCBI's taxonomy places the organism in Eukaryota, Viridiplantae, Streptophyta, Magnoliopsida, Zingiberales, Zingiberaceae. The record is from RefSeq and is a predicted model, not a curated record. The transcript has a single exon. Gene Ontology annotation, cellular component: mitochondrial outer membrane translocase complex.
AAGUUAUAAACGGCCAGCAACGGGGUUUACGAUAGAAGGGUUUUAGGGUUUGGGUGAUCGCGAUGGCUUCUAGGGUUUCUCUCAAGGUGAAAGGAAAGCGGAAGAAGGCUGGCAAGGGAUCGAAGCCCACGGCGCCGGAGGACCUAUCGGCCGGAGGGCUCGCCAAGGAGUGGAGCACCUGGGCGAUGAAGAAGGCCAAGCUGAUCGCUCACUACGGCUUCAUCCCCCUCGUCAUCCUCGUCGGCAUGAACUCGGAUCCGAAGCCCCAGCUCUACCAGCUCCUCAGCCCCGUCUGAUGGGUCGCCCGGUGACCGGCAAGUUUCUCUCCUCCCAAUAAUUAGGGAUUUUGGUUUCUCAGGAUAGUGAUCUUCAACUUGCAGUUAAAUUUUGUCAACCUACGAUUUCUUGAAUGAUUGUUCAUGAUGCAUUGCUGAAUUUUGAUAUCAGUUUGAGUAAUCAAUCGAACUUCUAAACUACAAA